Talaromyces rugulosus is the source of this 1341-nucleotide messenger RNA. RefSeq lists its product as uncharacterized. Gene Ontology annotation, molecular function: DNA-binding transcription factor activity. The transcript has 2 exons. Gene Ontology annotation, biological process: regulation of DNA-templated transcription. The coding region runs from base 1 to 1341 and encodes 446 amino acids. Lineage: Eukaryota; Fungi; Ascomycota; Eurotiomycetes; Eurotiales; Trichocomaceae. The record is from RefSeq and is a predicted model, not a curated record.
AUGGCCGUUUUUGCAGACACACCAUCAUCAUCAGAAGGCCAGAAGAACAACAAGCGGCGACGACGAGAUUCGUCUCCUUCCGAAAAUUCCAGUACCAAUCCGCCCGACGAGUCGUCUGUCAUCAACCGGGUCCCGCCGGGAAAGGAGCGUCGCCGCACGCAAAUGCGUCUGGCACAGAGAGCCUACCGGCAGCGCAAGCAGAACGAGCUAUCGACAACGCACAAACGACUGUCGGAAAUAGGCGACGCUGUCACGGACUUGGGGACUGCGUAUAACAGUCUGAGCUCGAUGCUCACGACUUCCGGCUUCCUCCCGCUGUGGCCGGAUCUAGCACAAAAUUUGGAGGAGACGACUGGCAAGUUCCAGGCGCUGGCGCAGCUGUCUUCGUUGUCAGAGAACGAUUCAGACCAGAAAAGCUCGGAGUCGCCGCCGCCGUUGCCGGCUCAGGCGCUGUCCACAACAACUUCUAGCAGUCAAGAUAAUCUAGGCAUGCUGCUACCUCCAUCCACCUACGCAGGCUCGAGCUCGCCGUGCCAGGAAGCAGGCUUCGUGGUGCCCAAGGUGGAAGAUGAUACAACAACAGCAGCUUUUAACAUGACCAGUUCCAAUCUGCUGUUUUACCCGCAGACCAUGCCACCGUAUGAGCCACAGGUCACGCUGGCGACAAACACGAGCGGCGUGCCUGUGCCAAAUAACAACAUUCCCCAGCUCCCUACGCCGACGUAUCUUACUCCACCGACCUCAUACAGCUACCAGGAGACAACAUUUUCACGCCGUCUACAACGCAAAUGCGUCGAAAGCGCCUACCGCGUGCUCAUCAGCGACCGCGUCCAUCCCGCCAAAAAGGCGCGAAUCUUCAAACUAGUAUUCCGCAUCUGGAACAAAAGACACCUGACCGAGAAAUUCCGAGAGUCGGCUUUGGGAUGGGAGGUUGAUGAUCCGGCCACGCCGUAUUUUUCCGUCGGAGGCGCUGGCACUCACUACCCGCGGACCUGGAACCAGCUGGUGCAGCCGGUCACCAACGGGCCCUGGCCAACGCACAUAGCUCAUAUCCAGCACCAGGGACCGGAUAAGAGCGUCGAGGCCAUUGUGCAUGCUUUGGGUAUGGACGACGGCGACUGGUUUGAUUGUCUAGAUAUCGAGGGCCAUUUGCGCGGGAUGGGCGUGUACCUCGAAGGCCACACCACGUACGCCGAGUUUAUGCAGGGAAAUGUCCCGGCUGUUCUGAAUGUUGACCAAUUUCUUGACCGAAUUAUGUCGAAAGCGGUGUGUUUAGGGCGAAGUCCAGGUUUUAGAAAACGCGAUGUCGAGCAGGAAUUCUUUCGGUCGGUCGAGUCUUGA